Messenger RNA from Rhagoletis zephyria (snowberry fruit fly), 2847 nucleotides. It is a transcript of the gene Sh, whose product is annotated as Potassium voltage-gated channel protein Shaker. Gene Ontology annotation, biological process: action potential; protein homooligomerization; potassium ion transmembrane transport. Lineage: Eukaryota; Metazoa; Arthropoda; Insecta; Diptera; Tephritidae. Gene Ontology annotation, molecular function: protein binding; delayed rectifier potassium channel activity. Gene Ontology annotation, cellular component: membrane; voltage-gated potassium channel complex. The record is from RefSeq and is a predicted model, not a curated record.
UUUACUUGCAGGUCUUUACCCAAAUUAAGCAGUCAAGACGAAGAAGGGGGGGCAGGUCAUGGGUAUGGUGGGGGGCCACAGCACUUUGAACCCAUUCCUCAUGAUCAUGAUUUUUGCGAAAGAGUCGUUAUAAAUGUAAGCGGGUUAAGGUUCGAAACACAAUUACGAACGUUAAAUCAAUUUCCGGACACACUGCUGGGGGAUCCAGCUCGGCGAUUACGGUACUUUGACCCGCUUAGAAAUGAAUAUUUUUUUGACCGUAGUCGGCCGAGCUUCGAUGCAAUUUUAUACUAUUAUCAAAGUGGUGGUCGACUGCGGAGACCGGUCAAUGUCCCUUUAGACGUAUUUAGUGAAGAAAUAAAAUUUUAUGAAUUAGGUGAUCAAGCAAUUAAUAAAUUCAGAGAGGAUGAAGGCUUUAUUAAAGAGGAGGAAAGACCAUUGCCGGAUAAUGAAAACCAAAGAAAAGUCUGGUUACUCUUCGAGUAUCCGGAGAGUUCGCAAGCCGCCAGAGUUGUAGCCAUAAUUAGUGUAUUUGUUAUAUUGCUAUCAAUUGUUAUAUUUUGUCUAGAAACAUUACCCGAAUUUAAGCAUUACAAGGUGAGUGUUCAUACAACAACAAAUGGCACAAAAAUCGAGGAAGACGAGGUGCCUGACAUCACAGAUCCUUUCUUCCUUAUAGAAACAAUAUGUAUUAUUUGGUUUACAUUUGAACUCACAGUCAGGUUCCUCGCAUGUCCGAAUAAGUUAAAUUUCUGCAGGGAUGUCAUGAAUGUUAUCGACAUAAUCGCCAUCAUUCCGUAUUUUAUAACAUUGGCGACCGUCGUCGCCGAAGAGGAGGAUACGUUAAAUCUUCCAAAAGCGCCAGUCAGUCCACAGGACAAGUCAUCGAAUCAGGCUAUGUCCUUGGCAAUAUUACGAGUGAUACGAUUAGUUCGAGUAUUUCGAAUAUUUAAGUUAUCUAGGCAUUCGAAGGGUUUACAAAUUUUAGGACGAACUCUGAAAGCCUCAAUGCGGGAAUUAGGUUUACUUAUAUUUUUCUUAUUUAUAGGCGUUGUACUCUUCUCAUCGGCGGUUUAUUUUGCGGAAGCUGGAAGCGAAAAUUCCUUCUUCAAGUCCAUACCCGAUGCAUUUUGGUGGGCUGUCGUUACCAUGACAACCGUUGGAUAUGGUGACAUGACACCCGUCGGUGUUUGGGGUAAAAUCGUGGGAUCACUGUGUGCCAUUGCUGGUGUCUUGACAAUCGCUCUCCCGGUACCAGUUAUCGUCAGUAAUUUCAAUUACUUCUAUCACCGCGAAACGGAUCAAGAGGAGAUGCAGAGCCAAAACUUUAAUCACGUUACUAGUUGUCCAUAUUUACCAGGUACAUUAGGUCAACAUUUAAAGAAAUCAUCGUUAUCUGAAUCCUCAUCGGAUAUGAUGGAUUUGGAUGAUGGUGUUGAAUCAACGCCAGGAUUAAGUGAAAUGCAUCCUGGUCGUGCGGUGGCUCCAUUUUUAGGAGCACAACAACAAUCGAUCGAAAAGCAACAGCAGCAGCAGCAGCAGCAGCAAUUACAACAACAGCAGGCGUCGCCGAAAUUGUCGCAGCAGCAGCAGCAGCAGCAACAACACCAACAAGCGCUGCAACUGCAGCAGCAACAACAAAAUGGUUAUAAGCAAUCCGCUACAAGCGUCACCGGUGGCAAUAACCUAACCACCACAACAACAACGCUAAGGCAUAAUAAUGCCCUGGCCGUUAGUAUCGAAACCGACGUUUGACUACUGGUAAAAAAGACGAUACGUGCUCUAAUUUGGCCUUGUGAAAUGUUACGUUGGAUGCCAGAAACGACAACAAAAGCUGUUUAAUUAAAUUUAAGUAGACAAAUAAUUAAAUUAAUUCAAAUUGAAAUUAAAGCAAAAUUAAUUUAAUAAUAACAAUUACACAAAAGCAAAUAUGGAAGCAACAAAACAAGCUAACUAAAUUAAAUUCAUAAAUUGCAAAAAAAAACAUCGAAAAUAUCACAGAAAUUUAAACAAAGAGAUACACAUAAAACAUAGUCAUACAAAAACACAGAAACAUGCAAAAAAAAAAUGAUAGCCUAAAUAAUAGCAAAUAUGUAGUUAUGAAGCAAAUUAUGCGAUUGCAAGCAAAUCGACCGCCUGUGUAUUAAAGUAGAGCAAAAAAAGAAUAUCGCAAGAGAAAAGGCGCUCAAUAUUUAAAGCGAAACUAGAAAUGGUAAAAGACUGCUAACGCAAGCCUAUCGUGAAAAUGGCGACAUUUUAGGAAAACAAAAAACACAAGGAGACGGUACUGGCACACGUAUAUGAACGCGCCGAGUAGUAAACUCGGAAAAAGUUGUGAACUCUGCAAGAAAAUGGCCUUGCCAAAUGGGACGAAACUUAAAAAUACUUUCAUAAAUCCAUAACUAGAAAAAUAUAGCUAAAAACUAAACUUUUAUUAACCUCAUGCAAACGAUAUUUACUAAGUCGCUGCCGAUCUAUGUACAGACAUAUAUGCAUGUCUUAACCCUUUCACUGCUAGGGGAAUCAUGGAGUUCAGCAGAAACUAAAUAGUUCUUUUAGAGAAUCGGUUCGAGCUUUAAUUCAUUACUAGUUUGCCUUAAGUGGUCGUGCUUCAGCAGACGAACAGCUUGUAACAUUUAUUUAUAUUAUUUCCGAUACCCCCCUAAGGGGAUUCUUAAAAAUAUCAACAUCCAAUUUUUGUACGGGGCACACCUUUAUCUUGUUCUAGGUAUGAAAAAAGGCAUCUAUAAAAAUUUUAAAAUUUAAAAAAAUUUUGGGGUUUGAAAAACUAAAAUUUUUUUAAUCGCAAAAAUUUUACAAACUAUCACGGUUGAACAAAAUUUGGUC